Messenger RNA from Malania oleifera, 1886 nucleotides. Its product is annotated as polyadenylate-binding protein-interacting protein 11. The transcript is spliced from 10 exons. Lineage: Eukaryota; Viridiplantae; Streptophyta; Magnoliopsida; Santalales; Ximeniaceae. The record is from RefSeq and is a predicted model, not a curated record. Gene Ontology annotation, molecular function: RNA binding. The coding region runs from base 395 to 1522 and encodes 375 amino acids.
AAGUGACUCAGGUGAGAGUGGCGUGGGUUGAACAGUCUUCACCGUUCAGAGCGAUGUGAAGGUCCAAGCCUCGAUCCGAAGAACUCCUUCGAUUUUCUUGCUGAUUCACUGCUGCCAAACAAGGAGAGAAGAAGAGGAAGAAGAGAAAGAGGAAGAGGAAGAAGAAGAGGAAGAGGAGGAGGAGGAGGAGGAGGAGGAAGAGAAUUUGGUAUUUGUUACUGUGUAAGAAUACACACACUGGUUUCUGUUUCUCUCGACCUUUUCAAAACAUCCGUUCUUGUUCUCUCUCUUUUGUUCACUUCCUCCAGGGCGAUCUGUAGGAAAUGGAAACGAUUUAGACUCGGCAAAGGGGUAUUUUGAGAGGAGUGGCUGAGAUUCUGGAGACUGGGAGUCGAUGGCGGUGGUUGAGAAUGCCGGAGUCGAUUUGGGGAUGAGCAUGGGCUCAUCGAGUAGAAACCUCGAAAGUACCGCAGCUGUGGAAUCUAGCAUUUCCAGUGAUCAGGGCCAGACCAAGCAAAACCACGUUAGGGCUCGUCUUGCUGAUCCCAGCUUUCACCAGCAGAAUAACAAUGUCCCCAUUCUUCCGACGCACGAUCAGGCUCUCUACGUGAAGAUGCAGCAGUUCCAGCAGCACCAUCAGCAGAAUCUGCAUGCUCAUCAUCGUUCCAACGGCGAUGAAUUGCAUAUGAAUGGGGAUUCUGGGAACUUCAAAGCAGACAUGAGGGACUUGGAGGAGCUAUUCUCGAAGUUGAAUCCUAUGGCUGAAGAAUUUGUGCCUCCAUCAUUAUCUAACCAUGGAUCAAACGGUCACCUCUACACAGACAACCCAAAUUUGACGAGGAAUGGAUAUUUUAAUGGCAACAUUGGUCGACGGAAGAGGAAUGGCUAUGUUCCAGGAAAGCGGAGGAUGAACAGUCGGACAAGUAUGGCUCAGCGGGAAGAAAUAAUUCGGAGGACUGUAUACGUGUCUGACAUUGAUCAACAGGUCACUGAAGAGCAGCUUGCAGCUCUAUUUAUCAGUUGUGGGCAGGUCGUUGAUUGCCGUGUAUGUGGUGACCCGAAUUCUGUCCUGCGUUUUGCUUUUGUUGAGUUUACUGAUGAGGAAGGUGCACGGGCUGCUUUGAAUCUAGCAGGAACUAUGCUUGGAUAUUAUCCUGUAAGGGUGCUGCCCUCUAAAACAGCAAUUGCACCAGUUAACCCAACAUUUUUGCCUAGGUCUGAAGAUGAACGAGAGAUGUGUGCAAGAACCAUUUACUGCACAAAUAUUGAUAAGAAGAUUACACAAGGAGAUGUGAAGAUAUUUUUUGAAUCAGUUUGUGGAGAGGUUAAUCGCAUAAGGCUUCUUGGAGACUAUCACCAUUCUACUCGGAUUGCUUUUGUUGAGUUCGUAAUGGCUGAAAGUGCUAUUGCUGCUCUCAACUGUAGUGGGGUGAUUUUGGGUUCAUUACCAAUAAGGUCGAAGGCCAUGCUGCUUCUACUUUUUUCUGUUUUCAGCUUGCUGUGUUCUGCUUAUUUAUUAUAAUAUAAUCUGUUUUGUUAUGCAUAAUCAGGGUAAGCCCAUCAAAGACACCUGUUCGGCCGCGUGCUCCUCGGUUGCCUAUUCAUUGAACUGUCUAUGCAGCUCCGAGAGUGUAUAAACGCCCAUGUAAAGAUGCUUUACCAUAAUCAUGGUCUGUCCAUUUCAUAUAUAAAUAUAUAUACACACACACAUAUGUUGUGUUCUUGGCUUCCAUGCCAUGAAACUUGGUAUUUGUAGGAGUUAUGUUUAUUCUAGUGAGUAUAGAGGUGAAUGGAACUUCGAGGCUAUGGAUAAAAAAAUAUAUGUUUAUGGUACCAAACUUUGGUAUUGUUUGUCUGCAAAUUGAACCCCCUUAGCUGUUUCAAAA